CCUGAGCCGGCGCUGGGCGGACCCAUGCGCAGACCACGCGGCGCCAGCGCCGCCCGCGCCUGGGAGCCAUGCCGCCGGGGGGCAAAGGCCGCGGCAAGGGGCGCGGCAAGCGCUCAGGCAAGGCCGGCCCGAGCGGCGGCGGUGGCCCGAUCGGCUCCGGCCCGGACGUCCCCGAGGCGGGCGGCGUCGAUCCCGCGAAGGCGAAGCAGCUGCUCUGGUCUUGGCUGCAGAAGUCGCAGAAGACCAAGCGGCCCGCGGACCUGGUGUCGCUGGAGCCAGCGAAAGCGCGCCGCGGGCACACCUGCACCGCCUGGGUCUGGAUCAAUGACGACUGGGCUGGGUACGAGGCGCCGGGGAGCUAUUCCAGCCGCCAGGAGGCAACCUUGGCUGCCUACGUUGCCGCGGUGGAGGGCUUGGAGGUGCCAGUCCCCAAGGAGCGUCGCCCCCCCAGACAUGCGCG
Messenger RNA from Prorocentrum cordatum, 460 nucleotides. Lineage: Eukaryota; Dinophyceae; Prorocentrales; Prorocentraceae. The record is from the annotation of a GenBank genome assembly.